AUGUGGCUCCAGCCGGCGCUCUUUUUCUCCGCGUGCUUAUCGACCGCGGCGGCCAUCUACUCUGACGAGGUUAACCAUAUUGACUUCCACCACGCUCUCCUCGGCACCCCAUCCCCCGACUCGACAUUCUUCCUCAAGCCAUCCACAUCUUCAAAUGCCUCCCUCCUUUACACCCUAUCCGACAAGCUCCUUGUGGGGGCCGUGAACCCCCCGCGAUGGCACGCUGGUAUGGCGCCAGAACAUCUCGCGGUCGGCGGACUCGCCCUCACAUGGGAUGGAAAUGAUGCCGUUGUAGCUACGAUGGGUAACUACAUCGCAUCUUGGGGUGCCCAAGAUGGAAAAUUGGGAUGGGAGAAUCAGGUUUCACAGGGUGCGGUUGCCGAUCUUGAGCUGUUGGAGCUUGUGGAUGCUACCGCGACCUUCGGGGUGAGAGACACGAUUGCUGUGAUUGCUAGUGAGGGCACCGGAAUUGUGAGACGUCUGGAUGGAAACACUGGAAAGUCGGUGUGGGAAUUCAAGGAUGCAAGUGGCGACCUUCCGUUCCAAGUGUCGUCUUCUUCCACCGAGAUCUUCUAUAUCUCACUCCAGUCGGGUAUGCUGAAGGGCUUCAAGAUCAAGGUCACUGUUUUGGACCCAUUGACUGGACAACAAAUUCGUCAACAGAUUCUGAACUCCGAGGCUGAUGUAGCUACCUCGGAGUCCGUCCUCUAUGUGGGCGCUAAUUCCGCCUCGCCUAUCAUCGUCUGGGCCGACAAAUCGCAAAAGUCCCUGAAGGUCAAUGUUAUUGGUACCAAGGAAAUCACCUCUAUUGCCAUUGACAAUACCACUGGCUCCGAAAUUCGAAAGAUCACAGUCCACGCUCCCCAACAUCUUAACGCCUUGCCCCAUUUCUUGGUCCACUUUGAAACCGAGUCCGGGGCCUGGGCUGAGGUUUACCAUGUGGACUUGGUGUCUGCUAAGGUCACCAAGGCUUACAGGCUGCCCUAUCUGCCCGGCCAGUCGGCGGUCGCGGCCAGUGUCAUUGACGCUAAUGUCUAUUUCACUCGAAUCACGGACCAGGAAGCCACUGUUGUAUCAUCCGCCUCUCAUGGAAUUCUGGGACGAUGGGAUCUGCAGAAGCCUUCUUCUAACAUUGCCCUUCACUCAGUAUCCGAGGUUGUUGCUAAAGGAAAAUCUGUGGCUGUUAGGUCAGCGCUUUUCCGGAAGCACGGAGAUUGGCAACUUAUCCGAAAUGGCCAGAUCGAGUGGACUCGGCACGAGGGUCUUAUUGAUGCUGUCGCAGCUACCUGGGCGGAAACUGAUACUCAAGAGGAUUUAGCUCAUGAGCUGGAGAUCGAGGGCCACGACACUUUGUACGGCGCGUACCUACACCGGGUGAAGCGUCAUGUCCGGGACUUGGAACAUCUACCCGACUGGCUCAAGGAUCUUCCUAAGCGCAUUCUGAGCAGUAUCUUGACUGACGAAGUGUCCAACCUGGACAGCUUUGGUGUUGCCAAAUCAGUUAUUGUCGCCACCAAGAACGGCCAUGUGUACGCCUUGGAUACUGGAAACCACGGCGCCGUUUCGUGGGGCAUCCAGGCAGUGGAGACAUCGCAGUGGAAUGUGAAAGCUAUUUUGGCUUCACCAGGAGUCGCGACCAUCUACUCCGACGACGGAAGCUCUGUGACUGUGGAUGUGUCGACCGGAGAGAUUGUUUCACGCAUCGAAUCAUCUAACAGCAAACUCCACUCGAUUGCUGUCUUCGGGGCGCAGGAUGGAAGUUCGCUGGCUACAGUCGGUGUCAGUGAAGAUGGUACCCCAAUCACUGCAUUUGCCGACGAAGAUGGGUUCUUGGUAACCACCAGCGUUGAUGGCCGAGUCCUCGGCUGGAAGGUCGUCGAAGCGACCGCUCGCCCUGCCCAUGAUCCUGUUGCAUCUAUCGGCAGAGUCCUUGGAAACCGCUCGGUCCUUUACAAGUACCUCAACCCCAACCUUGCCCUGGUGACUGCAGUGAACGAGCAGACCCACACCGCCAGUUUCUACCUUCUAGACGGAGUCUCCGGAAAGGUGCUUCACGCAGUUACCCAAGCGGGCGUGGACUCCAAGCAGCCCAUCGCAUCCGUGAUGUCCGAGAACUGGUUCGCCUACUCAUUCUGGGGCGACGUUGACGGCAGUGAGUCGUCCGCCAAAGGCUACCAACUAGUCAUCUCGGAACUCUACGAAUCUCCCUUCCCCAACGACCGCGGUGUGCUUGACUCUACCACCAACUACUCCAGCACCGCCACCCUCCCGUUGCCCCACGUCAUCUCCCAGGCCUUCAUGAUCCCCGAACCCAUCUCCCACAUGGCCGUCACUCAAACGCGCCAGGGAAUUACCACCCGCCAGCUUCUCUGCACUCUACCCUCCUCCAACUCUCUCGUUGGCAUUCCUCGCCCCGUCCUUGACCCCCGCCGCCCUGUCGACCGUGACCCCACCACGGCUGAGGCCGAAGAAGGUCUGUUCCGCUACGCGCCCUACCUAGACUUCGAUGGUAAAUGGUACCUCUCGCAUACACGCGAUGUCGCCGGCAUCAAGGCCGUGCUCUCUUGCCCUACCCUGUUGGAAAGCACCAGUCUUAUCUUCGCUUACGGAAGCGAUAUUUACGGUACCCGAGCCACGCCCAGCCAGGCAUUUGAUAUCCUUGGCAAGAGCUUCUCCAAGCUGCAGCUCGUUCUCACUGUCGUGGCACUCGGAGCGGGUGUCACUGUUUUGGCUCCGAUGACUCGGAGGAAGCAGGUUAAUGCCCUGUGGAGGGCUUAGGCCUUCUAGGCUCAUAUACCAGAUAUCCCAUUGUGCUUUAGACUGU
Messenger RNA from Penicillium verrucosum, 2824 nucleotides. RefSeq lists its product as uncharacterized. Gene Ontology annotation, biological process: protein folding in endoplasmic reticulum. Gene Ontology annotation, molecular function: protein binding. Bases 1 to 2778 code for a protein of 925 amino acids. Lineage: Eukaryota; Fungi; Ascomycota; Eurotiomycetes; Eurotiales; Aspergillaceae. The record is from RefSeq and is a predicted model, not a curated record. Gene Ontology annotation, cellular component: EMC complex. The transcript is spliced from 5 exons.